AUGGAAAAUAUAAAAAUAAGUUAUGAAGAAAAAGAAAAAUUUCAUAAAGCUUUUAGACAGCAUGAAUUUCGAAUAUUAUUUGAUGAAUAUUUUGAUGAAAUAUCGGAUAUAAAAUAUAGAAAAGAGAAAGAGGAUUAUCUAUUAAGUUUAUAUUUUAAAGGUGAAUUAAAAAAGGAUCAAAUUCUAAUUAAACCAAUUGAAGCAUUUUGUGUUAAAACAAAAAUUCUUUAUGCAAAUCAAACCAAUCAAAAAUUAUUUUUAAAUAUUUGUUCACACGAAGGGAUUGAAAAUAUAUCAUUUCAAAAUAUUUCCAAUAAAUCAGUAAAUAUUCCUUAUUCUCUUUCUCAAAUUAGACCUGAUAAAUAUGGAAACAAUUUAAGUUGUUUAACAAUUGACUGUUGUGUUAAUCCAUCUACUAUAGAUGUAAUAAGAAGCUACAACGAAAUAUUAAAUUUUCUUUUAGAAGAUAUUUGCUUAAAUAUUGAAAAAAAUAUUAUGAAAGAUAAAGAAAAAAUAUGUCUAGAUUUUAAAAUUUUAAGUAAUAUAAAAUGUAAAGGUGAAAAACCUUUUUUAUUGUGUAUUAAUAAGAAUGUCCUUAAAAAAAAUAUUUUAAUAGAAGAAGAGAAAAAGUUAGCUAACCUAAAAAAGGAGUAUGAAGAAAAAAAUGUAGUAUCAAAUGAUAUCAGUGAAGUUCUAAAUAAAAGCAAAAUAAAAACUGAAAUAAAAACAGGCAAACAAAAUGAAAUAGAUAUUUUAAACGAACAAGAAUUAAAUAUUUCUACAGAAAUAAAAAAACCAAAAGUUGAAAAAAACAAAGUUUUUAUAUACCAUCAAGGUUCUUUAAAUACAUCAUCUUUCUUUAAAAUAAAAGAAUUUGAUAACAUUUCUCUUAAUUUACCGAAUAAAAUAAAAGUUUUAAUUAAUACAGAUAGCUAUGUUAAUAAGAAUGAUGUUAAUAUAAUCAUUGAAAAAAAAUUGCUUAAAUUAAAAUUUACCAAUGAGGAGGAGAAUUUAUGUAUAAAUUUACCAUAUCCUUGUAGUGAUGAAGAUUAUUAUUGUGUUUUAAAGAAAGAUAAGAAAAGAAUUGAAAUAUACUUAAAUUUAUGCGAAGAAUUUGUUAAAGAUUAUGCUAAAAGUAUGUAUGAAAAGUAUUUUUCUAACAAAAAAAAUGAAGAAAAUGAUUCACUGAGUUAUAUUGACGAUGUAGUGAAAAAUUAUGAACAAAAAAAAAUUAUAAAAGAAGAAAAAGACAAGGAAAAUAAAGAAAGAGAAUUUGGAGAAGAAAAAGAAGAGUUAAGGGUUGAAACUGAAAAAAUUAUGAUUGAAGAGGAUGAAUAUAAAAAUUGUUUUGAAGAAACAAGUCAUAAAAUUUUAAAAAAUGAAAAUUCUUCAAUUAAAGAAAGUAAAGAUGAGUCUCCUCCUUGUUUGGAAUAUAAAGAUUACACACUAAAAGAAAAAAUACAUAAGGAUGAAAAAAAAUUAAUAACGAAUAAUUAUGAAGCAAAAUCAUAUUAUUCAUUAAAUAUAAAUGAUAAAAAAAGUUUUUUAAAUUUUAAUAUAGAAGAAAAGUUAGAUUGCAGUUUUCAUGGAGAUAACAGAAAAAAAAAAAAAAGUGAAGAGGAAAAUAUAAAUGAAGAAAAAAAAAUAAAUGAAGAGGAAAAUAUAAAUGAAGAGGAAAAUAUAAAUGAAGAAAAAAAAAUAAAUGAAGAAAAAAAAAUAAAUGAAGAAAAAAAAAUAAAUGAAGAGGAAAAAAUAAGUGAAGAAAAAAAAAUAAAUGAAGAUAUUUCACAAGAGAAUAAAAUAUCGUCUAGUGAUACAUUAAAUAAGACUAAUAAUAUGUUAUAUAAUGAAAAAGCAAUAUUUCCUAAUGAUAUGAAUAUAGAAGUUAUUAAUGAAAUGAGUUUAUCUAGCACUGAAAAAACAAUUAACAGAAGAAUAUCAACAGAAAGUUCUGAAAAUAGAAAUAUAAGAAGAAAUUGUAAAAAGCUAGCUGAGAAUGACGAAAAUGGGAUAUCAAAAAAUAAAGUUGAUUUUAAUGAAAGUGAAUUUUUAUGUGAUAUUAAUUUUUAUAAAAAUGCAGACAGAGGAGUUAUUUUUUCUUGCAUGCUAUGGACAACAUAUAUGUAA
Molecule: messenger RNA, 2127 nt
Organism: Plasmodium gallinaceum
Lineage: Eukaryota; Apicomplexa; Aconoidasida; Haemosporida; Plasmodiidae
Product: conserved Plasmodium protein, unknown function
Exons: 2
Coding region: 1-2127 (708 amino acids)
Cellular component (GO): cytoplasm
Source: RefSeq, a predicted model, not a curated record